AAGAGAAGGGGAACAGAAAGGAGACGUAAAUCGGGAAAAUUCGGUUGAUUUCUGUUUCAGCAGGUUAGAGAGAGAGAGAGAGAGAGAGAGAGAAGAAAAAAGGUUGGAUCGAAUUGGGAAUGGCGUCGGUGAGGUUAGUAGCCCUAAAAGCUCUACAUGGAUGGUCAAUAAUGUCAUCAUCAUCGCUCUGCAACCACUCUCAUUCUCUUCUCCGCCACCGUACUCCUCACCAUGCCUUCUCCAUCCGACCUUUCUCCGCCAUCAUGUCGCCGCCCUCCACGGCUGUCCUCUACGACCACCACGGACCUCCCGACACCGUCACCAGAGUAGUUGAGGUUCCACCAGUUGAGCUCAAAGAAACCGAUGUGUGCGUUAAAAUGCUCGCUGCUCCUAUCAAUCCCUCUGAUAUUAACCGAAUCGAAGGCGUAUACCCGGUGAGGCCACAAGUGCCAUCAGUUGGAGGGUACGAGGGGGUUGGACAGGUACACUCUUUAGGAUCUGCCAUUAAGGGUAUCUCUCCUGGCGAUUGGGUCAUCCCAUCUCCGCCUUCUUCUGGGACAUGGCAGACAUAUGUCAUAAAAGAUCAGAGUGUCUGGCACAAAAUUGAUAAAGACACACCAAUAGAAUAUGCUGCCACAAUUACUGUUAAUCCUUUGACUGCACUACUAAUGCUUGAGGACUUUGCCAGUCUAAAAUCAGGAGAUGCUAUUGUGCAAAAUGGGGCCACAAGCAUUGUGGGGCAGUGCAUUAUUCAGCUUGCUAGAAAUCGAGGCAUCCGUAGCAUCAAUAUAAUAAGGGACAGGGCUGGAUCAGACAAAGUAAAAGAAAAACUCAAGAAACUUGGUGCAGAUGAAGUGUAUACUGAGAGCCAACUGGAAGUGAAGAAUGUCAAAGCUCUCUUGGCAAACAUACCUGAACCUGCUCUUGGAUUCAACUGUGUUGGGGGCAAUGCUGCUUCAUUGGUUCUUAAAUUCUUGAGGCAGGGAGGAACUAUGGUAACAUAUGGUGGAAUGUCCAAAAAACCUAUUACAGUAUCAACCUCAUCUUUUAUUUUCAAGGACCUUUCCUUGAGGGGAUUCUGGUUGCAGAAAUGGAUGACUUCUGAUAAAGCGAAGGAAUGCAGAAAAUUGAUAGAUUAUCUUUUGAGCCUAGUGCGUGAGGGAAAAUUAACAUACGAGACGGAGCUAGUUCCUUUCAGCGAUUUCCACACAGCAUUAGAUAAGGCACUUGGAAAACUAGGGAGUCAACCUAAACAAGUGAUCAAAUUUUAGUCCUGACACGGAACAGAAGAAAAUUGUAACCCCUUGCAAAAUCUCUGGUUACAUAUUGGAUUUUUAUUCGAACAUUUUCUGUUCAACUCUGGAUUGUACUCUGUAUUUCCCCUUUCACUGCACCGAGGGAAGACCCAUACUAGUUUUGUAGCCAAAAUGAGUCUUCCUGUUAUUACCUUUCAUUCUGGAAAUUUAUCUGAUGCGACCUUUGGAAUAUGUGAGGGCAUUGUGAGGGAGAAACAGUAUCAUGGACCAGGCAGGGUUGGAUUCAAGCUGGGCCCAUAUUACAUAAUGUGGGUGUUUGAGAAGUUGCUAUUUUAACAAACUAUUUUAAUUUUUAACUAUUUUAGGAGGCUAAAA
Molecule: messenger RNA, 1631 nt
Organism: Camellia sinensis
Lineage: Eukaryota; Viridiplantae; Streptophyta; Magnoliopsida; Ericales; Theaceae
Product: Polyketide synthase, enoylreductase family protein
Biological process (GO): fatty acid metabolic process
Cellular component (GO): mitochondrion
Molecular function (GO): oxidoreductase activity
Source: RefSeq, a predicted model, not a curated record